Molecule: messenger RNA, 1371 nt
Organism: Aspergillus aculeatinus CBS 121060
Lineage: Eukaryota; Fungi; Ascomycota; Eurotiomycetes; Eurotiales; Aspergillaceae
Product: Gfo/Idh/MocA family protein
Exons: 4
Coding region: 1-1371 (456 amino acids)
Molecular function (GO): nucleotide binding
Source: RefSeq, a predicted model, not a curated record
AUGGCGUCGAUGAGCUUGUUCCAACGAAUCUACUAUAUUUUAAAUCCACCCACUCCCGCGAAGAAGGAUGGCGCCAUUCGCAUCGGUCUACUCGGAGCUUCCAACAUAGCCCCGAACUCAGUCAUAAUACCGGCCAAGUCCCAUUCCGAGGCCAUCAUCGCAGCGGUUGCUGCCCGCGACUCAGACCGCGCUCAGCACACGACCCCAGCACCUGGCCCAUCCGGGAAAUUGGCAUUACGAGAACCGAACAAACCUAACACCAGAGCAGAGCUCCUCGAUGACCCCACCAUCGACGCCGUUUACAUCGCGCUGCCCAACUCGCACCACUACGAAUGGGCCCUCCGCUCCCUGCAAGCAGGCAAGCACGUCCUCCUGGAGAAACCCUCGUGCUCCAACGCCACCGAAGCCCGCAAGCUCUUCACCCACCCGCUCGCAACCGCCCCCCAUGGCCCCGUCCUCCUCGAAGCCUUCCACCACCAAUUCCACCCGGCCUGGCAGACCUUCCUCUCCCUGACCCGCCAGACCCCCUGGGGCCCUGGCACCGUGGUCGACACAUCCUCACAAUUCUACCUGCCCCGGGGCUACAUCGCGCGCGAUGACAUCCGCUUCCAGUACGCCCUGUCCGGCGGAUGCCUGAUGGACCUGGCGACGUACCCGCUCUCCUGCGCGCGCCAGGUUCUGAACCUCUCGACGAAGCGAGAGGAGGACCUGGUGGUCGUGGAAGGCCAGUACACCCCACCCCGCCCGCUCAGCAGUUCCGACUGCCCUCCGUUUCACGAUGCGCAGCAGAUCGACACCGCCAUCUCCGCCACAUACCAGACCGCCGACGGCCUCCAAACAGCCCACAUCGCAGGCGAUCUGGCAUACACAGCGGCGGCGGCAGCGCAGAACAGCAGCGGGUUCCUCUCCCUGCUACCAACCACCUGGUCCCGAGUCAUGCCCUGGUUUGCGUGGCCCAGGACCGAGGCCACCCUCGCCGAGAUCCUGGUGGCCUCGCAGGGCGGCACGGAGACGCAGCACUUCGUGCAGCGGACCGUCGCGAUCUGGAACAUGAUCCUGCCGACGGUGUACCACCGCAUCGACGUGCGCGACACGCAUACCCUCUACCGCAAGGGGAAGCUGUCCAAAACCUGGGAGGAGGUGCAGUACCUCAAGGCGUAUAACUGGCCCGCGGGGGAUCAGCGGGCGGAGACAUAUCAGGAGUGGUGGACGACCUGGCGGUGUCAGUUGGAGGAGUUUGUGAAUCGGAUCAAAGGGAGGAAGGGAUCCGGGGUGUGGGUUGAUGGCGGGGAGAGUGUCAGGCAGAUGGAGGCGGUCGAUAAGACCUACCGGCGGGUGGGGUUGGAGGUUCGGCCAACGAUUAUCUCGUAG